This is a messenger RNA of Australozyma saopauloensis, 2541 nucleotides long. RefSeq names its product Cph2p (gene CPH2). The coding region runs from base 1 to 2541 and encodes 846 amino acids. Gene Ontology annotation, molecular function: protein dimerization activity. The transcript has a single exon. The record is from RefSeq and is a predicted model, not a curated record. NCBI's taxonomy places the organism in Eukaryota, Fungi, Ascomycota, Pichiomycetes, Serinales, Metschnikowiaceae.
AUGGAACAACUCAAUUACGGAUCGCUCCUAGACUUUGACGAGACCAGCAAGUUCUUGUCUGCCAUUCAGAAUACUGUCCCUGCCCUCGAAGAGGUUCCUGAAUGGGACGAGUUCAAUUUGGCACUCGGCAACGCUGAUGUUGCCCCAUUGUACAGCCCUAGCUUUGAGGUUUCAGCAGAAGACACAAAGCAAAACCUGUCGCUCUUUCCAGCUGACCAAUACUCGUCCACUCGUCUGACAUCGUAUACUGAGUCCAUUGACUCCAACUUUGUGGCCUCAUUGGAGCAGUCUCCUAACACAACUUUCCUGUCCCCACACGCGCUGCCAGAUGGUUUGAUGAAUAAAGAAGCUCCUCUCUUCGAAUACUCGCAUGCGGAUUACCAGCUUCCAUCUUUCACACAAAGCAGCUCCAACGGGCUUGUCAAGAAGGAAACUGCUGAUUCUGUUCAAUAUGAUGAAACCGCGGAGUCCGAUGUCUCCACAAAAAAAGACUCUCCAAGCUCUCAUGCCAAACGCACCCACGAUGAUGACGACUCUGAAGAGGAAACAAAGACUGAAAAAAAGGUCAGAACAUCUCACAGAGUCAUUGAAAGAAACUACAGAUGCAACAUAAACUCGAAGAUUAACGAGCUUCGUGAUGUCGUUCCAACUUUGAAAAUAGUAACAGGAAAGACAGGCAUGCUGAUUGCCGAUUUGGAGGGCUUAGUCCCAGCUUCUAAAUUGAAUAAGGCAUCGGUCUUGUCAAAAGCCAUCGAGUAUAUCGAUCACCUCCAAAGAAAGAAUGACUCGUUGCAAGAUAAAAUUGCCAGAUUGCAGGCUCUUGUAAGUGAAGCCAGUACACAAGGUCCUAGUUUACAAGGCCUUAAAAUGGAGCCAUCUACUUCAGUAAGAUCUCAGUUUGAUUUCAACUUCAAUCUUGGUGACAACAACUUUGCCCUGAUGUAUGCCAACGAUGCUGUUGCACCGGAAAAUGCCGCGCAGGCAUAUCCAAUGGGUUUCUCGCAAUCAAGAAACUCCAACAUGAUGUUGGGAGGCAUUGCUAUCGCUAUGGGUUCUUCAUUUAUCACUGAUGAUAAUUUCCGUGGACUUGGAGCCAUACCGAUGUCUGGUUUAUUUUCCAAUUCACCAAUGGUUGCGAACCAUCUCAUAUCCGUCCUCAGGUUGGUGGUCAUGGCCUCGGGUCUCAUUAUGAUGCUAGAACCUCUCCGACAAAUGUUUUACUCUCAGAAGGACAAAAAAUCAACAUCACAACAGCCUCUUUGGCUUACUUGGCUUCUAGUUUCCUGUGGUCUUCAGCUCCCCCCUGCCAUCUCAUCUAUUGAGAAGGAGGCUAUUUGCCAACGUCUCCUCGGAAGAACAAAGACAGAUUCCACACAACUUUUGAAAGAUUAUGCUUUGCUCAGCUCAUCCGAGAUUACCUUUGAAAAUUGCUUAUUGUCCGUUUUGGUUGGAACACUUCUCAUACGCAAGAACCCUUCGGUCUCCACCUUCAUGAGUCUUGGGUUGAAACGUAGAGGAUCUCUACUUGUUAACCUUGAGUACAACGGUUCAAACAAGAACUUGAAGAGCCUUUCAACAUUCAUCAAGACUGUUGAUGGCCUUGCUUUGUUUGAAUCCGAGAAUUUGUUACAGAGAUUUAUCAAUUUGUCGUCGCAAAUUCCGAUCUGCACAAACGUCAAAUCUGCUGAGAACGAAAUGACCUACGUUGACUUCUACCUUAGAAGCAGACAUGAUGUGUUUGGUGUUUUGUAUUCCUGGAGAAUACUUGAGCUCAUCUACGAAUUGAACAUUGUAUUCUUAGAACUCUUGGUUUCUCAGAAUGACGGGAAAACGGAUGCAAUGAAGAGUCUCUCCGAAGAUAUUGAGAAAUUGCAGAAACUCAUCUCCGACAAUGGCGCUUUGACAAGACACUUGCUCCUAUUGAAAGGUGUCAUCUCAUCUGAGAAUGUCCCUUCUCUGAUUUCUCAAAUCCAGGAUGAUAUCCGGGGGUACUUGUCUAAAUUAGACGCAAUCUAUAACGAACCAGAGAUCACGGACGAUGAGUCAGAUAUCGAGGAAACUUCAAAAACAACCAUUGCCAACGAGUCAACGAAUUCUCUUGCAGCAGACAUCGUCGCCAAUCUGUCAAUCAUUUACUCCUUAAACAUUGUUGAUGAAGAGACAAUUGUUGCCCUCGUUUCCUCAGCUAUAUCAUAUUUCUUGAAUCGUGAGCAUAAUUUGAAGCUGCUUCAAUUGCUUCGCUUGCUCAAAUUCGAAAAAACUGAUCAAUCUGUUUCUCUCUUUUCUCUUACCUGUUUUGUCAAGCUUCUCUGCGUUCUUGUUAAGUCUGAGAAUGAAGACAAAGCAGAAGACUCCGAUGAAGACAAGAAAUCCCUCUGGGCUAGCAUGGACUCUGAGUCAUGCAGUGUCCUUGAGUCUCUUGUCAAGAUUAUGAGAACUUGGUUGAAUGAUAAUAACAAAAAAGAUUGCUUGAGUCUGGAGCUCCGUAGCGAUCUCUCAGACUUGGUAGUUCACAAAGGUCUUACAUUGAAUGGUAUUUGA